Molecule: messenger RNA, 1080 nt
Organism: Myripristis murdjan (pinecone soldierfish)
Lineage: Eukaryota; Metazoa; Chordata; Actinopteri; Holocentriformes; Holocentridae
Gene: rab38c
Product: RAB38c, member of RAS oncogene family
Exons: 4
Coding region: 315-935 (206 amino acids)
Biological process (GO): phagosome-lysosome fusion; endosome to lysosome transport
Cellular component (GO): phagocytic vesicle; trans-Golgi network; Golgi apparatus
Molecular function (GO): GTPase activity; GTP binding
Source: RefSeq, a predicted model, not a curated record
GCGUCGGGAGCCGCUUCUCUGGCAAACUGUAUUGAUUAUGGCUUGGAUUACCAAUAAGAAGAACCAUUUCCGUGCAGUGAGUUGGAUGUAAAGAAUUAUAGGACAGUAACUCAGUGUUUUCCAUUUUGGGGAUUUUAUUUUGAAAGAAGUUGCCUAGAAAGCGAGGAUACUUUAUGGCAUUUAACCAUUCUUUAUAGCCCAUCGAUACAAUAUUCCCGCACUAUUGCUAUAGGAUAUUCCACAGGUGUUAUCCCUCUAAGAGUUAUCAGAGGGACAGUAUUUCCUAAAGGAAGGACGUUUGCCCGGCUCCAGCCAUGCAGCAGGAGCACUUGUAUAAAGUCCUGGUCGUUGGAGACUUGGGAGUCGGUAAAACCUCCAUCAUCAAGCGCUACGUCCACCAGAUCUUCUCCCAGCACUACCGCGCCACCAUCGGGGUGGACUUCGCUCUCAAGGUGCUGCACUGGGACGACGACACCGUGAUCCGGCUGCAGCUGUGGGACAUAGCCGGACAGGAGAGGUAUGGGAACAUGACCCGUGUCUAUUACCGGGAGGCCGUGGGCGCGCUGGUGGUGUUUGACGUGACGAGGGCCUCCACAUUCGACGCUGUGCUGAAGUGGAAGGAUGACCUGGACGCCAAGGUGACUGUGAACCAUGGGAAGCCACUUCCAGCCGUAUUGUUGGCCAACAAGUCAGACCAAGUGUCCAUCCAGCAGCCCAAACUAGACUCUUUCUGCAAGGAGAAUGGCUUUGUCGGCUGGUUCGAGACCUCGGCCAAAGAAAACACAAACAUCGAGGAGGCUACACGAUGCCUGGUAGAGCACAUCCUGGCCAACGAGGAGAGCACAGUGACGGGCGGUGACCCUGACUCCCUGGUGCUGUCAGGAUACAGUACCGACAAGGAUCACCUGAGCUGCAGGUCAUGUGUGAGGUCCUAACACCAGGAGGUGAACAGCUGUGAGGCAACAGCUACAGAGUUCACUUCAGCUCAGGGAUUAGUAAAGAAAAUGUAAAACAGGUUAGACCCCCCCCCCCCCCCCCCACCCCACCCCCCACCCCAAACCUUCAGAGGCUACAGCCACA